AGCUUCUUGAAUACUUAGAUAGUCACAAACCGGAAGAGUGGUCCCUUUCCCAGUUUCUGUUGCUUUACCAUGAUAAAAUUCUUAAAGCCCCUCCAUUCCAUGACGACUGGCAUGCUCUUGAUGGAACGUGGACGAGGUUUAUAUGGGCAGUCCAAGAACGAAUCGAGAAGAUUGAUCUGAAAACAAAGGUUAAUUCUGAGAGUAACUGCUUGUAUUGGAGAGAGAUUAUUCUUGAUUGUAUGAAAAUUGAAACGAAGUUAGUGACAGACAAAGAAGGUCUUCACACUCUUCAAACGUCAGUACAGUUUAAUGGAGAGAUUGUUUGUAAUAGUUACGAUAAUUGUGAAAAGGCAAAUGAAAGAGUAUCAAAAUUUAUCUUCGAACAAAACAAACCCAAGCGACGGAUCGACAAGUUCUUUAAAAGUUCCUCCGAAACAAAACUGUCCAAUCUAUUUUCGCAAAAAACAGACAACUCAACCAAGAAACGGCGAAAAUUAAGCAGUGAACGAAGCAUUGCCAACGAAGCGGAUGACAAGAAAGACAAGGUCGAUGAAGCACAUGGCUCCCCUACAUCUGAGGAGAAUGAUAAUGCAGAUUACAUACCUAUACCUGAGGAAGAAGAUUCAGAUUAUGUGGCAAGUAAUGAUGAGGAUCAGAAUCCUCCACCAUUGCUGACAUUAUCACAGCUCAAGUAUUUUGAUGAGUCCUACACAAAAAUAAAAAAGACUCAAAAGUGGAUUCUAUCAACUGGAACGUGUGCUGAGGAUGCUAUCUUUGAGCAUUGCAAUAAAUUAUCAUCUGAAUCACUCCUCCAUUCAUGGAUUGUUGAUUUGGAUGAUCAGGAGAUAGAG
Molecule: messenger RNA, 851 nt
Organism: Paraglomus brasilianum
Lineage: Eukaryota; Fungi; Glomeromycota; Glomeromycetes; Paraglomerales; Paraglomeraceae
Source: the annotation of a GenBank genome assembly